Doryrhamphus excisus (bluestripe pipefish) is the source of this 595-nucleotide messenger RNA. It is a transcript of the gene polr2j, whose product is annotated as RNA polymerase II subunit J. The record is from RefSeq and is a predicted model, not a curated record. Gene Ontology annotation, cellular component: RNA polymerase II, core complex. Gene Ontology annotation, biological process: transcription by RNA polymerase II. Gene Ontology annotation, molecular function: DNA binding; protein dimerization activity. Lineage: Eukaryota; Metazoa; Chordata; Actinopteri; Syngnathiformes; Syngnathidae.
AUAUUUAAAUAAUUCAAUUUUGUUGAAGAUUUUAUAUUUAAUUCACUAUAACUCCAAUUCCACAGUGGGGCGCUCAUGAGGCACUGCGGCUGAAAAAGAUUACAUAGUCGUGCUUCCGCUUCCGGCUGUUGUGUACAACACGCUCCGCAAAGAUGAACGCACCUCCAGCUUUCGAGUCAUUUUUGUUGUUUGAUGGUGAAAAGAAGAUCACAAUCACAAAAGACACCAAAGUCCCAAAUUCAUGUCUCUUCACACUGAACAAGGAGGACCACACGCUGGGAAACAUCAUCCGCGCGCAGCUGCUCAAGGAUCCCCAGGUUCUCUUUGCUGGUUAUAAAGUUCCACAUCCUCUGGAGCACAAGAUUGUCAUCCGAGUGCAGACAACAUCUGACUACAGUCCACAGGAAGCCUUUACGAAUGCCAUCACUGACCUCAUCAGUGAGUUGUCUCUGCUGGAGGAGCGCUUCAGAGUAGCCAUCAAAGACAAACAAGAAGGCAUCGAGUGAUAAUCUCCGUCAGCUUGCGCCCAAAACAUCACUUCACCUGUCCUCACCUUGAAAUAUUUUUUUUCUGUAAAUAAAGACUUUGACUCUCA